AUGCAGGAACAAGACGAAAGUGAGGCAUCUGCGGAUGCUUAUGUACAGAAAACAAUCAUGUUGCAGCCUCUGGACUCAUUGUGCUCAGAGAGCGACAGUCAUGCUUCUUCACUGGCGCAGCUCGAGAAAUCCGUUCACUUCUUGAUCGCAGUGGAAGAAGUCUGCAGCCGACUGGCUUUCGAAUUGCAAUGUGCUCGUGCAGGCUUGCGCCAUGUACUAACCUGUGAGACUUAUACCGACUUCAUCCGGGUCAUGGACGAUUUUCAGACCCAGGACGGUGGUUUCGGGCACCUAGUUGUCAUUCUUGGUCAGCCGUCAUGGCUCUCCUUGAUGCGAAGCUUCGUCACCUGCUCUCGUCCCUUCCGUGUGAUCGAUGCGUCCAUGGAAGGUGUGGGUGAGAACAGCGUGAGGCUCCUCGCCUCGUGCACCGAUCGAGAGUUCUCAGAAACAGUCAAGGAAUGCCUGGGCCGAGAGUUGGGCCUGGGAGAGGCCGUGAAAGCCUCCUCCGCACUGACCUCGGCUUCCCGGGCUUCAACGAUCGCUUCCGAGGCUUUCGACUCAAGCCCUUCGGGCGAGGCCUCCAUGGCCUGA
Molecule: messenger RNA, 591 nt
Organism: Symbiodinium sp. CCMP2456
Lineage: Eukaryota; Dinophyceae; Suessiales; Symbiodiniaceae
Source: the annotation of a GenBank genome assembly